Messenger RNA from Eptesicus fuscus (big brown bat), 618 nucleotides. RefSeq names its product polyadenylate-binding protein 1-like 2. Gene Ontology annotation, molecular function: mRNA 3'-UTR binding; poly(U) RNA binding; poly(A) binding. Gene Ontology annotation, cellular component: cytoplasmic stress granule; nucleus; ribonucleoprotein complex. Lineage: Eukaryota; Metazoa; Chordata; Mammalia; Chiroptera; Vespertilionidae. The coding region runs from base 16 to 618 and encodes 200 amino acids. The transcript has a single exon. The record is from RefSeq and is a predicted model, not a curated record.
AACCCGGACUUUCCAAUGGCCUCACUGUACGUGGGAGACCUGCACCCUGAGGUUACAGAGGCAAUGUUGUUCGAGAAGUUCAGCCCGGCAGGGCCUAUCCUCUCAAUCCGCAUUUGCAGAGACAAGAUCACCCGCCGCUCCUUGGGCUACGCAUAUGUCAACUACCAGCAACCGGUGGACGCCAAGCGGGCCCUGGAGACCUUGAACUUUGAUGUCAUCAAGGGCAGGCCAGUGCGCAUCAUGUGGUCCCAGCGGGACCCUUCGCUGCGCAAGAGCGGGGUGGGCAACGUCUUCAUCAAGAACCUGGGCAAGACCAUCGACAACAAGGCACUGUACAACAUCUUCUCGGUGUUUGGCAACAUCCUCUCUUGCAAAGUGGCCUGCGACGAAAAGGGGCCCAAGGGCUAUGGUUUCGUGCACUUCCAGAAGCAGGAAUCCGCUGAGCGGGCCAUUGAUACGAUGAACGGCAUGUUCCUGAACUACCGCAAAAUUUUCGUUGGGAGAUUCAAGUCGCAUAAGGAACGAGAAGCUGAAAGAGGAGCUUGGGCCAGUCAGUCCACCAGUGCUAACGUCAAGGAUUUCGAGGAAGACACCGACGAGGAGGCCACCUUCCGAUGA